Molecule: messenger RNA, 3544 nt
Organism: Corythoichthys intestinalis (scribbled pipefish)
Lineage: Eukaryota; Metazoa; Chordata; Actinopteri; Syngnathiformes; Syngnathidae
Product: zinc finger protein OZF-like
Exons: 3
Coding region: 423-1706 (427 amino acids)
Biological process (GO): urogenital system development; regulation of transcription by RNA polymerase II; embryo development
Cellular component (GO): nucleus
Molecular function (GO): DNA-binding transcription factor activity, RNA polymerase II-specific; RNA polymerase II transcription regulatory region sequence-specific DNA binding
Source: RefSeq, a predicted model, not a curated record
UUUUUAAAUGGGCACUUUUAAGCGAACGCGUUACUAUGACUCAAGUAACAACGGGAACAUUUUUAAACAGGCAUUUCACGGGAGAGCAUUUUGACACUUCGGCCAAUCAUAUGGCGAGAAUAAGGAACGUCACUGUCAAGCGCAGACCCCGCGGGUGGAUAGUGAAGGGAAGAGGAUUAGUGAGCCUACACCGGCCAAGGUGGAUCAUUUUUUCUUUGUGCGCAUCUUGUUUUUUUUUUAGUUAAUUUCAGUCACUUAACUAAACCGAAGCUUCGACGACGUGUCCGGCUUUAGCCACAUUACAGACUCAAACAUCAGUUUUCAAGUCUCAGCACUCGUUGAAGGUUUGCGACCUACUUUAGCUUAGCCUAGCUGGCCAACCACUAACAAAGCUGCAAGGGACGUCGUCAAGUGUUCAGAAAAUGUCCGGGAAACCGGCCCUGGCUGCAGUAAAGUUCCAGGAGGUAAAAGAGGAGCCCCCACGUCACCAAGACUCGACUGUGUGCAAAAUAAUGCACGCAGAGGCUGUUCUUCACACACUAGAAGAUCUGAAUGUCACCCAAGCCCAUCGUCCGGAGCACCAGGAGUCUGCAUGCAUCAAGAAAGAGGGGGAGGAAGAGCCACCAUACAUCAAGGAUGAGGAAGAGUCCGCACCCAUUCAAGGUUUCAGCAAAUAUCUUGCUCUUGAGGGGCAAGAGUCUGCUGGCGUUAAAGAGGAAGUCGAGCACCCGCAUAUGAAAGAAGAAGAGCAAGAGCACUCUCAACAGCAAAAGAAAGAAGUGCAACUUCCAAUCAAAAAGGAGGAGGUAAAUCUGCCAUAUAUUAAAGAGGAAGACUAUAUCACCAGGUCGACUGGUGAGCCCUUGAAGAGUGAAGAUGGUCCGAGUGAGGUCAGCAGAGGGACGGAGCCUCCAAGCAGCAGCAGCAGCAGCUCAACAGAAGGCUUGCAAGCCUACAUUUUCAUCGCACCGUCAGAUAGAAAUGGCGCCACGUCACACUCACCUUACAAAGAUGAUGGUCCUAAGAAAUUUCACCGUGACGACAAUCUCUGCAAAUGGUCUCAGUGUGGGAAAACCUUUGCUAAUAACUAUACUUAUAAUAUGCAUAUGAGGAGCCACACAGGUGAAAAACCUUUCUCCUGCUCCGUUUGUGGUAAAAAAUUCUCUGACAAAGGCAACUUGAAAAAACACACAAGAACCCAUACAGGUGAAAAACCUUUCUCCUGCUCCGUUUGUAGUAAAAAAUUCUCUGACAAAGGCAACUUGAAAAAACACACAAGAACCCAUGUUGGUGAAAAACCUUUUCCCUGCUCAGUUUGUGGUCAUGGUUUUAUUCAAAAGAAAAACUUAAAUGCACACAUGAGAACCCACACCGGUGAAAAACUUUUUUCCUGCUCAGUUUGUGGUCAAGCAUUCAGUCAAAAGGAAGACUUGAAAAGACACACAAGAACCCACACUGGUGAAAAACCUUUCUCCUGCUCCGUUUGUGGUAAAAAAUUCUCUGAAAAAGGCAACUUGAAAAAACACACAAGAACCCAUACCGGUGAAAAACCUUUUUCCUGCUCAGUUUGCGGUCAUGGUUUUGUUCAAAAGCAACCCUUAAACAUACACAUGAGAACCCACACUGGAGAAAAACCAUUUUCCUGCUCAAUUUGUGGUCAAGGGUUCGCUUGGAAGUAUCAGAUUAAGAGACACGUGUGUGUCUGACAUGUGCUUUGUCCAAUCCUUGUAUUAUGUGGAUCCACACUAGAGCACUGGCUCACCUGAUUUAACUGUCAAGUUAAGUGGCAUUUUUUAUACAAUACUCCCCCUCCUUCAAAUGACACUUCACAGUUAAUAUUGAAACAGUAGAUCCCAAAUUACAAAAAUUUAGAAUCAUUAAUAACAGUGUUGUUAAUAACGGCGUUACAAUAUAACGGCGUUACUAACGGCGUUAUUUUUUUCAGCAAUGAGUAAUCUAAUUAAUUACUUUUCUCAUCUUGGCAACGCCGUUACCGUUACUGAGGCGGGAAAGGCGUGCGUUACUAUGCGUUACUAAGUUGGUUGAAUAAAAAAAGUCUGAGAGAAACGGACUCACGGGGACGAGAGCAGAGCAGGAGUGGGGCCGUUGCAACCGCGAUGCUAGGUGGCUCCAAUAAUACCUGACGGUAGCCAUAGCCGACAAACUACGCCCACAUGACACGGUAGAUAUCAUAUUAUAGAACUAGAUGCAAAAACUGACACAGCUGCAUUGCCAACAUGUUUUAAAGACUACAUGUGUUAGUAAACAGCCGCCAUCUUAAAGCAGUAGACCUCUCAGGAAGGCCCUGAUGUUGAGAUCCUUCCUAGCGAACCUAAGUAACUUUUUUUUUUUUUUUUUUUUAAAUCUAAAAUGCUUCUAAAUCGGCAAAAUCUUAACUUAAAUCUAUCUUUAAAUGAUGAAACAGUUUUAAAACUUACACAUGUUUAAAGUAGACAGAAGGGAACUAAUGCAUUAACAGGAGCAAUUUUAACAACUUUAACGGUUGAUUCACAACUUUAAAUGACUUCCACACAUAGCAAAGGUUACUAGCUAGUUAUCGCAAUACCCUUGUGUCUAGUUAAGUGGAGGGUAAAGGGGCUAGGGCCAAUUGUCCCCCAAAUCCUUUAAACUUCACAUUGUGUGACCUGUUUUUUGUUGUUGUUGUUUUUUGUUUUUUUUUUGUUUCUUUUUUUUUUUUUUGAGAAAAAUUUUUUUUAUCACUAGUUACUUUGCCAAGUAACUAAUUACUAGGUAACUGAGUUACUAACGCAAUUACUUUUUGGGAGAAGUAAUUUGUAACUAAUUAAUUACUAUUUUAAAGUAAAAUUAACAACACUGCAUAUACUGUAUAUAGAUAUAACUAGAUGCAAAAUGACAGACACGGCACUAGAUGCAUUAGUAAACAGCCGCCAUCUUAAAGCAGUAGACCAUUUAUUACGGCUCUUUUGUAGAGAACCUUCCUAACGAACCUAAGUAACUUUUUAUCUAAAAUACUUCUAAAUUGGCAAAAUCUUGACUUGAAGUCAAAAUCAACAAAAAAAAUCAAGUAAAGUCAAAAUGAAAGUUUUAAAACUUUCAUUUGUCGAAAGUAGAGAGAAGGGAACUAAUGCAAUAAUGGGAGCAAUUUUAACAACUUUUAACUGUUGAUUCAGGGUGAAGGGUAAAUUAGGGUAAAGAAUUGGGCUCGGGCCAAUUGUACCAAAAACCUUCACAAAAAAACUUCACAUAGUGUGGCCAAUGUUUUUUUUUUUUUUUUGAGGAAAAAAAAAAGUAAUUAUCACCAAUUACUUUGCCAAGAAACUAAUUACUCUUACAUUCAGGUAAUUGAGUUACUAACGCAAUUACUUUUUGGGAGAAGUAAUUUGUAACUAUAAUUACUUUUUUUCAGUAAGAUUAACAACACUGAUUAAUAAAUAAUAUAAUUGCAUCAAUAUGGAAAAUUAUGAUUGGCCCACUAAUAAUAGUUUUGGGGGCAGGGGUGAUUAUACAAAUUUAAAAAAAUACUAUUACUACUCUUGAUUGACAGUGAUAUAUUAUGACAGAG